CGGGAGCGGAGCGGCGGCGGCGGCGGCCUCGGGACCGGCAGCGGCACCGGGAGCGGGUCCGGGACCGGCGGGGGCCGCAUGUGCGGGCGGGGGGCGGCGAGGGCGGCGUGGGGCCGAGCCGGGAGGAGCUGCCGGAGCCGCCGGAGCCGGCGAGCAGCCUCGCUCUCCGCCGGGAUUUAUGGAGGUGCCGAGAAGCAGCUUUGAGCACUGCAGCCCCCGGCCGCCUCGCCUUGCCCGGCGUCCCGACCUUCGGAUUUAACCAUUCAAGGCUCCCGUGCAUGGAUUGCCCGAGCCAGGCACCGCUGCCGGCCGCCGCCGCCGCCGCCCCGUAGGCUCCCGGCCCCCCUUGCCGCCCCCAAGUACUCCACAUACCCCGAUGGGGUAACGUGACGGGGCCACCGCCGUGCCACCACCAUCCCCAUACGCAGAGGCCUUUCUAGAGCGCGGCACCGGAGGCGACAGCCGCUCGCCAUUGCACACGCCGAGGACGCCGACACUACAGCAAAGGGAUUUUUAUUUUUUUUUUUUUGUAAUUAUUAUUAUUAUUAUUGUCAUUAAUAUUAUUACUACCGUUUGGCUUUCACCCCGGGGGGGCUUGCGGUGUGUCGAGGAAGCCGGCGCGCUCCCAGGAGCUGGGAUUAUUUGCACAACGUUUGUACAUUGAGUUCUCGAUCCUGUUUUUGGUGUUUUUUUUGUGUUUUUUUUUUUUUUUUUUUUUUUUUUUUAAAGCGCAGAGGGGUGUUGGGUUUUCUUUUCCCCUCCACGCCACGCUUUUCUUGGAUUUUUCCCUCCCCCUCCCCCCCCACCGCCGCCAUCAGCAUCACCUCUGCGUCACCGUCCCCCCAUCCCACCAUGGCCCGGAUGAACCGCCCUGCGCCGGUGGAGGUCUGCUACAAAAACAUGAGGUUCCUCAUCACCCACAACCCCACCAACGCCACACUCAGCACCUUCUUGGAGGAUCUGAAGAAGUACGGCGCCACCACGGUUGUGCGAGUGUGUGAAGUGACCUACGACAAGACCCCCCUGGAGAAGGACGGCAUCACCGUCAUGGACUGGCCGUUCGAUGACGGAGCGCCUCCUCCCAGCAAGAUCGUGGAAGACUGGCUCAACUUGCUCAAGACCAAGUUCUGCGAAGACCCCGGCUGCUGUGUGGCCGUGCACUGCGUGGCCGGCUUGGGGCGCGCUCCUGUCCUCGUCGCGCUGGCCUUGAUUGAGAGUGGGAUGAAGUACGAAGACGCCAUCCAGUUCAUCCGACAGAAGCGCAGAGGAGCCAUCAACAGCAAGCAGCUGACGUACUUGGAAAAAUACCGACCAAAGCAGAGACUCCGAUUUAAGGACCCUCAUAACCACAAGAACAAAUGCUGCAUCAUGUAACCUCAACGACCUCUUGCCAAAACCCGUGCACACAGACACCCGGGCACUCGCACGCAUCCCCCUCUCUCCUCCCAACCCCAUGCACCCCAUGCACUGCCCCGCUUGCGGACCCCACUAAUAGGGGUCGGGGUUUUGGGGGACAUGGAGCACCCCCGAUGUGUGCCGGCACCCGGAGCACACUCACCUUGCUGAAUCCACCCCAAAAAAGGAUGCUCAGUCCAGUCAAAGCCCCGAGGAGGGAAGGCGGUACUGCCCUUUGACUCAGCGCUAGCAGGCAAUGAGUUCCUGGGGUGCCGGUUCUUUGUCUCUUUCCUCCUCCUCUUCCUCCUCCCCUUCCCCUCUUGUUGCACUGAAAGCAAGUCCCGGCGUGAGGAGGGAUGGAUGGACACAGGGACAUUUGGUAUUGGGGGGACAUGGGCCGGGCUGUGCCAGCCAAGGAGGGAUGGGGAGCAGGAGGGCCGGGGCACCCCCCAAAAAAAAAACCUUUCCACCUCUUCCCAAGAAAUAAGGGCUGCAGCAGCAGGGAGAGAGGUGGUGAUGGGAGGGAGGGAAGAAGGGGACUCGUAGCAUGAUGCUGGCCCUGUGGCCUCGGGAAGGGCUGAGCUAAGUCCCCCCAGCACCGUUCCCUUUCUCCUGCCCCCCUCUCCAUCACCAUCUCCCUGCGGGGCUUGCAGGGGGCUUGCUUCCCCCUCCGGGUCCCACAGGGCUGCAGUGAAGGCAGGGGCACCAGGAAAUUCGGGGAUCGCUUUGAGGCACCCAGAUUUUGGGGAUGCAGGGGCAGCACUGGAUGCCUCCAAGUGUGGGGUGCUCUUAUUUACAGCUUCCAAACUCAAAGUAGAGGGUGGUGGUUUCUCUCUCCCCGCAUCCCCCCAGCUGAGCUCGCAGCGAUGCUGCAGCACCGAGCAUGUGCUCAGCAUCUUUCCCAUUGCACCACAAAGCCACAGAGCAAACCCAAAUUCUGCCCAUGAUGCCCUGGGAACACAAAGUCCGUCUCGGGGCACAUCCACAUCCUCCAGCACUGCGUUUGCUGGCCGAAGGGCCCAGGCCGCAGCUUUCCUGGGGGAUUUGGAGUGCUCCUGGCAAGAGCACGUCACCAAAUUUUGCACCUGCCUCUCCCCUCUCCUCCCUCGUGGCACCUGCACCGUGUGCGCUUGGCACCCCAAAAAACCUUGGUGCGUGCCAUGGGGUGGGUGCAGAGCUGCCCCCAAGCCGGGAUGUGAAACAUCUCUCAACUUUCUGCCUUUGAACGCUUGCAGCAGCGGGAGCGGUGGGCACGUAGGGGGCACGGGGGUGUUUUUUUUUUUUCUUUUGAUGAGGGUAAGAAGAAAUUUGCUAAUUAAAGGAAAAAAAAAAAAAA
This is a messenger RNA of Oxyura jamaicensis (ruddy duck), 2731 nucleotides long. RefSeq names its product protein tyrosine phosphatase 4A3 (gene PTP4A3). NCBI's taxonomy places the organism in Eukaryota, Metazoa, Chordata, Aves, Anseriformes, Anatidae. The record is from RefSeq and is a predicted model, not a curated record. Gene Ontology annotation, molecular function: protein tyrosine/serine/threonine phosphatase activity. Gene Ontology annotation, biological process: endothelial cell migration; protein dephosphorylation. The coding region runs from base 853 to 1374 and encodes 173 amino acids. Gene Ontology annotation, cellular component: nucleus. The transcript is spliced from 6 exons.